ACCGCCAGGGGUAAUUCCGGAGAGCAGAGCCAGGAGUAACCCCUGUGCAUCGCCAGGUAUGACCCAAAAAGAAAAAAAAAAAACCCAGACAGCCAAGCACUGAGUUGGGGUAGCCCCCAGCACUGCGGGGUGGGGGGAGCCUGCGCCCUGAGGGCUCCCCGCCUGUGGGUUCGUGAAUGUGGGCGUGGGGCACCUGUGCUCGCUCCCCAGGGAGGCUCUGUCUGCUUCCAGGCCUGCCGCCCCCACGUUGCCCACACCGACUCCCUCCCGGGUGCUCCUGCCCCAGCCCCCGAGAGCCUGGGUCACCCAUCACGUUCCGGCGGCAGGGUCACCACUGCCCUUUCUUUGCAGGGGCCCCAGCCCAGCGCAGCUGGGGGCUUUGUGGGCGGGGCGCAAGGCCGGUGCCCGCCCCCCGGGCAGUCUGGGGCAGCCCUGUUCCCCGGAGCCCGGAGAGAGGGGCAGGGCAGAGGCCCCUCACUCAGCCCUCAGAGUUUUGCCCUGGAGUGGCCUCUGGGACUGGCCACCUGGACUCAGGCCGCAGUGCUGUCCCCAGGUGGAGGCGGCCGAGCUGCCGUUUCUGUCCUGUCUGCGUCCUGGGCUUGAGGUCCAUGUGCCAUGAGCACUCCUGUCACCCUGUCCGCUCGCGCCCGCGUGUUUGCUGGUUCCAGUGGCUCCUCCUGGGCCCGCUGGCCGUCGGAGGCUGGACUGUGCCGUGUUGGUGCAACGCGGGUUUCCCGGCUUCACCCUGGCCUAGAUUCUUGUCAUCCUCUGGGCUGUGAAGGUGCCUGGCCCGGCCGUGGCCGUUGGAGAGCACGGAGACUCGGCCCGCGGGGCUGGGCCCUGGACACUUGUCCUGCCCGUCCCCUUGCCGAGGACGGCCUCUGUCUCCGUGGCGUGAGCACUGCUCCCUCAGACACGUCCUAGCCCAAGAAUUGUUUUGGUUUUUGUUUCUGGACCACACCCAGCGGUGCUCUGGGCUCAUUCCUGGCGGGCCCGGGACCACCGGCCGUGGGCUAGGCAGAUGCCCUCCCGCCGUGCUGCCGCCCGCCCCAGGACUGAGCUUUUAAGCACUGAACUGUCUGAACCAUCGAUUCGGAGCCGGUCAUCCUGCCCAGCCUGACCCAGAGGUCCUGUCCCGUCCCAGUGCCCUUCUCUUGCUGGGUGGGCGCGCCACUCCUGAGGCCCGUGGCCAUUCACUGCCCGUGUACGUGACUCGCCAUGCCUGAGGAGUGAGGUGGAGGGCCUGCGGCCGAGCAUGGACGGGGAGGAGCAGUUCUUUGACGCCGUCACGGGCUUUGACUCCGCCAGCUCUUCUGGGGAGUUUUCCGAGACAAGCCCCCAGGAUGCCGGGGAGAGCCCCCCCCAGGAGAAUGGGGUCCGGAAGCACAGGACGUCGCUGCCCGCGCCCAUGUCCAGCAGGAGCGACUUCACUGUCUGGAGCAUCCUGAGGAAGUGCAUCGGCCUGGAGCUGUCCAAGAUCACCAUGCCCAUCGCCUUCAACGAGCCCCUGAGUUUCCUGCAGCGGAUCACGGAGUACAUGGAGCAUGUGUACCUCAUACGCCGGGCGUCCUGCCAGCCCCAGCCCCUGGAGAGGAUGCAGUCUGUGGCUGCCUUCGCGGUGUCAGCCGUUGCUUCCCAGUGGGAGAGAACCGGCAAACCCUUCAACCCUCUGCUGGGAGAGACGUACGAGCUGGUCAGGGAAGACCUGGGCUUCAGGUCCAUCUCGGAGCAGGUCAGCCACCACCCGCCCGUCAGCGCCUUCCACUCCGAGGGCCUCCGGCAGGACUUCCUGUUCCACGGCUCCAUCUACCCGAAGCUGCGCUUCUGGGGCAAGAGCGUGGAGGCCGAGCCGCGCGGCACCAUCACGCUGGAGCUGCUGGCGCACCAGGAGGCCUACACGUGGACCAACCCCACGUGCUGCGUGCACAACGUCAUCCUCGGGAAGCUGUGGAUCGAGCAGUACGGCACAGUGGAGAUCGUCAACCACAGGACCGGGGACAAGUGCGUGCUUCACUUCCGGCCCUGCGGGCUGUUUGGCAGGGAGCUGCACCGCGUGGAGGGCCACAUCCAGGACAAGAACAGGAAGAAGCUGUUCAUUAUCUACGGCAAGUGGACCGAGUGUCUCUGGGGCAUCGAGCCCGCCGCCUACGAGAGCUUCCGGAAGCAGGAGCGCAGGGGCGCCCCGAGGAGGCCCAGCCUGGACGGGGACGUGGCGGACAUGGUGCCUGAGGCGCAGGAGGCCGCGCAGGUCAUCCCCGGCAGCAAGCUGCUCUGGAGGGCCAGCGGCCGGCCCCCCAACUCGGCCCAGAUGUACAACUUCAGCAGCUUUGCCCUAAGCCUCAACGAGCUAGAGGCGGGCAUGGAGGAGCGCCUGGCACCCACGGACUGCCGCCUGCGGCCCGACAUCCGCUGCAUGGAGAACGGCGACAUGGAUGUGGCCAGUCAGGAGAAGGAGCGGCUGGAGGAGAAGCAGCGGGAGGCACGGAGGGGGCGCGCCAGGGAGGAGACCGAGUGGCAGACGAGGUGGUUCCGCCGGGGCAAGAACCCACACACUGGCUCUCCCGACUGGCUGUACACAGGCCGCUACUUCGAGCGGGACUUCUCGGGCUGCCCUGACAUCUACUGAGCGGCUGGCCGGCCCGUCACUGGCCGCUGGGCACUCCCAGGGGAACUGUGGUCACGGCACUGGCCCACCCGAGGCUGGACCCAGAAGGCCAUCGAGCCAGGCGUUUCUCUAUAAAGCUUCGUCGGGACCAGCGGGACCAGAGUGUCCUCGCCUCGGAGACGGGGGCCCUAUGUCCCUGUGGACGGCUGCUGCGUGUCUGAAGGGAAGGGCCGGAGAUCUCCCGGCUGGCACGGCAGCUGGAGAGCAGGACACGCAUCCACCAGCCCGGCUGCCGCCGCACUGAGGCCUGUGGACAGAUGUCCAGCAGGGCCAGGGCACCUGCACAGCGGGAGGGCGCUUGCCUGGCACGCGGCCCACCUGGGUCUGACUCCUGGAACCCCGUAUGGUCCCUUAGGCCCCGUCAGGAGGGAUCUCUGAGUGGAGGCCAGGAGUAAGCCCCGAGCACUGCCGCGUGUGGCCCAAAAACCAAAAAAAAAAAAAGUAAAAAGGAAGUUAUUUGGU
Sorex araneus (European shrew) is the source of this 3127-nucleotide messenger RNA. RefSeq names its product oxysterol binding protein like 2 (gene OSBPL2). Gene Ontology annotation, cellular component: membrane; cytosol; intracellular membrane-bounded organelle. NCBI's taxonomy places the organism in Eukaryota, Metazoa, Chordata, Mammalia, Eulipotyphla, Soricidae. The coding region runs from base 1256 to 2626 and encodes 456 amino acids. Gene Ontology annotation, molecular function: cholesterol binding. The record is from RefSeq and is a predicted model, not a curated record. The transcript is spliced from 14 exons.